Gadus macrocephalus (Pacific cod) is the source of this 1374-nucleotide messenger RNA. RefSeq names its product NK2 homeobox 3 (gene nkx2.3). Gene Ontology annotation, molecular function: RNA polymerase II cis-regulatory region sequence-specific DNA binding; DNA-binding transcription factor activity, RNA polymerase II-specific. The coding region runs from base 9 to 1043 and encodes 344 amino acids. Gene Ontology annotation, biological process: cell differentiation; regulation of transcription by RNA polymerase II. Lineage: Eukaryota; Metazoa; Chordata; Actinopteri; Gadiformes; Gadidae. The transcript has 2 exons. Gene Ontology annotation, cellular component: nucleus. The record is from RefSeq and is a predicted model, not a curated record.
UGACAACAAUGCUUCCCAGCCCGGUCAUAACAGCAUCCACCACGCCUUUUUCUGUGAAGGACAUUCUGAGGCAGGAGCUACAGCAGCAGACACAGCAGCAUCAGCUGCUCAUAUCGCGCCUCGGGUUUUCCAAUUCGCAACAUUCGCAACUAGGCUGCGCGCUCCAAAAAUAUUUUCUCCCCCACUCGCCCCCUGCAUGCAUGUUGGCCGGUCGGGACAGCCCGAGUCCCGGCUCCGAACAGUCCGAGAGCGAGGAACGGAUGUCGUCGUACCUGAGCACGCUGGAGAUCCAGGAGCGGUUGGCGGAGUCGGGCUUACCGAGGGAGAUGUUCACGAGCGCUGUGCAGGGGGGCCACGAGGCGAACAUCCCGCGUGAGGCCGAACGAGGGGAUCUCCAUUCUAAGAGCUGCGACCAAGGCGGGUGUGAGGACCUAGAGUCGGACAAACCGGCCAAACAGACCCGGACCCGGAGGAAACCGCGGGUGCUGUUCUCCCAGUCGCAGGUGUUCGAGCUGGAGAGGCGCUUCAAGCAGCAGCGCUACCUGUCCGCCCCGGAGAGGGAGCACCUGGCCAGCUCGCUCAAACUCACCUCCACGCAGGUGAAGAUCUGGUUCCAGAACAGGAGGUACAAAUGCAAACGGCAGCGACAGGAUAAGAGCCUUGAGAUGGCGGGGCAUCAUCACCACCACCAUCACCACCACCACCCACCUCCGCCCAGGAGGGUGGCCGUCCCGGUGCUGGUCCGCGACGGGAGACCGUGUCUGACCGGAUCCCCGAAUUAUAACACUUCGUACACGGUGGGAGCUCCGACCCCGUAUAGCUACAGCAGUUACCCAGCGUACAGUUACGGGAACUCGGUCUACCCCAACACGUACUCCUGCACCUACUCCAAUUUGGCCUCUCUGCCCACAACCAGCCCCACCGCUAAUGCGUUUAUGAAUGUGAAUCUGGGGAACCUCGCCGCACCGCCCCAGCAGCAGUCUUCCCAGGGCUCGGGCGUCCCACCUGGCCCGGGGAACAUGCCGGGCAUCCGAGCCUGGUAGCGCUCCUGCUCUCUUCUUGCUCUCACGACACACGUGCAGCGUUACACGGAUUACGCGUAUUCCCAUGGCAACGCACUGGGGAAUAACUGUUUCUAAUAGUGGACCUAUAUUCCUAAUGUCAUUGUGGACAUGUGUGGCUUUUUAAAGGACUCCUGCAUACAUGGACUGCCUAUAGUAUAAUAUAAUUCAGUAUUUCCGAGCGGAAGUUGACUUGACGUAUUAAUCAAAUGGUUGGAUUUGUGAGUGUUGGAGGAGAGUGUGUAUCCGACCAAAGGAUAAAGUAUAUAUCCGCAGUUCAUUUUCUUUUAAUAAAUAAAACACGUUGUUCUUA